Molecule: messenger RNA, 2154 nt
Organism: Lycium barbarum (goji berry)
Lineage: Eukaryota; Viridiplantae; Streptophyta; Magnoliopsida; Solanales; Solanaceae
Exons: 8
Coding region: 16-1896 (626 amino acids)
Source: RefSeq, a predicted model, not a curated record
GGAAACCCCUCAACAAUGGCAUUCACACUUACUCCCUCUCCACCAAAUUCUCUCUCUACCAGCACAAAUUCCCUAACCAUAAAAUGUCCAUUUUUCUUCCCGAAAUUACCCUUCACAACUUACAAAUCCCCUCGCCGCCGUUCCAUUUCCGGCUCGGCGCAGCAGAAGCCAAUUUCACUAACGUCAGAGGAGAACAUUCUAGAAGAAGUAGCUAAUUUUACCGGCGCCGAGAAAUCUAUCCCUUGUGUAAGAACUUAUGAGAAUGAUUUGGCUCGACUUUCGUUGACUGGCGCGGUUGAUUUCCAGCAAGCACUUACGGCUGCUGCAGCCGACGGUGGUGCAGCCGCUGGACAACAUAUUUCCUCAGGCAUAUCGGCUAUGGUUGUUGAAACGUUGUUUCCUGGGAAUUCUAAUGAGCACAGUACUAUUUCUACUAGACUGUUCUUACCAGCAAGAAAAGUUAUGGAGAAAGCCCAAAAGCUUAAAAGUACCCUAACUAAAGAGAUGCUUUCUGGCAUGACUUCUACAAAUAUACUUGCCAUGACAUUUAGACAAGUGACCCUGCAACAUCUUUGGAACUUUGAACUAGUGGUUUUUAUACCAGGAGCAGAAAGAGAUAUGGAUGAUCUUGAAACACCGAGAGAGCAGGUACCUCCGUCUUUUGCCAUCACCUCAUCAGAUGAACGAGUCAUUUCUGUUAUUGCAGAAGUUAUUUGUCUUUCUGCUCUCGAAAGCACUAAAAGACAUUUGUUUAGUGAGACUCCUGGAGGAGCAACAAAGAAGUUCUUCCCCUGGUUUCACAAGCAUAAAAGCGUUGUCUCAAAAGAUUCCUCUGUUACUGUAUACAACUUACUGGAAUAUGAGAUAGUGGCAAAUGCCAAUAUUUUGCUCCAGAAAUUUUCUUUAGAAAGGGCGAAUUACAGACCAAGGGAGGGAAGAUGGAUAAGCAAUUGGUUAAGUUCUACUGCAUACUCCAAAUUGGAUCAAAUUGGAGGCCCUGAAUUUAUUUCUUGGCUGAGUGAGUAUGUACCUGCUUACAAAUUGGAGAUUGAUGCUGAGAAACUUGGCAAUGUGAAAUUUGAAGGGUGGAAGAAAUCAGCAACAAGUACAUGGGAGGUUCUUCUGACUCACUCACAAAUGGUUGGUCUAGGUGACAUUCUAGAUAUGUAUUAUGAAGAUGUCUAUACACUUCCCUACAAGCAAUUGUCAUCAGGUGUUGUUGCAAAAUCUUUCAACUCGCCCUCCAGCAAGAGAAGCAUUUCUAUGUCAAAGGCAAUCUCCAUGGUCCUUGCAAGUGGAAUUUUUCUUGUUGCUAUAAGAAUUCUUGUUCAACGUUAUCUCCCCAGUAAAAAGCACCAUCAUCCGGAUAUUUAUCCAGUCAACUCAUCUGACAUGAUCUCUAGUCAGCAUCAGUCCAUGAAAUCUAACAAGUUGGAAGAUUACUGUGCCUCUGUCGUUAGGAGAAUCAAGGAAUUUUACUGUUGGCCUGGAGACAUAGUGAUGGGUUCUGGCAGCUCUGCAUGGAUUGGGGAGCUUCCGAUAUAUCUGAAGUAUGAGAUGGGUUCCAAACAUUCAGAUCUUAAUUCCAGCUCCACGCCAUCAGAGGGAAUUGAAGAUGAGAUGAAAGCAGCUGCACAAGAUAUUGCCAGUUAUCAGGUUGUUAUAUCUACGGAUGGUAAAAUUGUUGGCUUCCAGCCUACAAGUCGAGUUGCUGUAAAUCAAUGGGCAGCAAACCCUAUAGUGAAAGAGCUCUAUGGAGGGAAAAAACUCUCUCCAGGCUUGAUAGAACGAGGUCUCAAGAUAAGCCGCCCCAGUGAUGUUGUUGUACUGGAAUUAUUGAUGUCAGCAAAUCCCCAAAGUUCUUUCGCUUUGAUAAGGCCAGUUACUGAAAGUUGAACAUCUUUGCACCUCCACAUUCAAUAUUUGUAAAUCUAGUUACAGUGCUGGGCAAGACUUUUUCCAGGUACAAGGAAAAUUACAAUAUCUUUUGUUUUCUUCUACAUUGGUUUCCUCCUUAAUGAUCUUUCAUAAGAGUUUGGUUGGCAUCACCGGAGCAUAGUGUGGUUGAAGAACAAGGUUGUCUUGCAUUAAUGCAGAAGCGUGUUUGAUGAGUCACAAUGUGUAUAGCCAACUUUUGUACAGAAAAAGACAUAA